AGUAUUAUCUUUUUUUUUCUUUCAGGUGAUAUAAUACGUGAGAAAUGUUUGGAGGAAUGCGAAGGCAUGGAAAUAGAAUUGUGUACGUAUGAGUCGAGUAGUAGAUUGAUUGAAAAGAUCUUCAAAGACUCGAGAAAGGGUGCGUGCAAAUGGCUCGAGUCAUUUAUGAAAAUCAAGAAAGUCACACAAUUGGAAAUUCUUUGCUCAGGUUGUGCAUGCAGAUGCCUUGAAACUCUACUAUUCGCUCUAUCAACUUCUUCAGAUAUUCAGAUAAUUGAUCAGUUGAGUGACUUAAUUGUGGAUUGUUGGAGUGAACUGGUAGUGAAUCAGAAUGCAAGUCAUUUCAUUCGUUCAUUCACUCGCCACCUAAUCGGUCUACCAAAGCUGGAUCUCAGCAAUUCGAAAACAACUGCUCUUGUGAGAAAUCCGGAUUUGAAACACUCAUCGAAUUUGGAUGAAAUGUCGAGCAUUCUUCCAAGUGAAUGGUUACACGAUGAGAAAGCAUUGAGGAAGCAGUUCAAUCAGUUCAAUUCGACUGUUGGCCUUAAAACUAUCUUCACGAAAAUUAUCAAUUUAGCACUGGAUUAUAAUUUAAUGAAAGAUUGUAUAAAUCGAGAAGCGGUUUCAUUGUUAAUGCAGGAAUUGAUCGAAUAUGAUUGGUUUGCGAGAACAUCGAAAACAACCGAAAUGAUCUUGAAAUGUCUCGGCGAUUCGGAAGGCAGUGUACUUUUGCAGUGGCAGGGCAAGCAAAGUUCUCGAGUGUGGGAAGUGCUUGUGAAACGGACAAGCGAAGAUGCAAGACAAUCGCUUUAUUCAUCCGUGUUGAAUGGGAAACUUUUGGAACUUUCAUUGCAUUCGUUUGCAAAUUUUGUGGUUGGAGCGUUCAUUUCAAGUGCGAAAUCAGAAGAACUUAUAAUUGAUGUAUUCGACGAACUUGUGAAUAAUCUGGAUCAAAUAUGUGAAGGCGAGAAGUGGAGUGUGCUGAAAGGACUGAUCAAGGCAUCGUCACGAUAUCCAGAGUAUCAAGCUGCUCUGCUGAAGAAUCUCCGAUCGCAAUUCGGCAGUGCCCAAAAAUCAACCCGAAAUGCCUUUUUACCCAAUAUUUUGACGCUGAAUAAUGCUGAAAUGAGUGAAGAUGAGACUGGAAAGGUGAAAUUCAAUGUGGAAAACGGUACUCUUCAUGGAUCACUAAUGCUACAAAACCUGAUCACCCUUAAGCAUAACAAAACACUUCUCUUUUCAUUUCUUUCGUUAUCUGAUGAAACAAUCCUCCAAAUGACUUAUAAUCCAAAAGGCAGCCGUGUUAUUCAAGCUUUCCUUCAAUCGAAACACAUCGAUGACACAAAUAAAUUGCAGUUGGCAAAUUUGUUAAUAGUGAGUUAA
Anisakis simplex (herring worm) is the source of this 1383-nucleotide messenger RNA. The record is from the annotation of a GenBank genome assembly. NCBI's taxonomy places the organism in Eukaryota, Metazoa, Nematoda, Chromadorea, Rhabditida, Anisakidae.